CCUCCGGCAGUCACAGGCUCAGAGCUCAGCCCUACACAUCUCCUCUUGCAUGCAACUCACUGAGAGGGAGAGGCAGCGUGUCUUCUCCACUCACAGCCGCCAGCAUCUCCAGCCACCAAGGACCUGCUUUUUGCACCUCCAACAUCCCCUCCCUUCUUCCCUGCCACUCCCUCCCAGAGAAAGAGAGUGUGAGAGACAGAGAGAGAGAGAGAGCGCGUGAGAGAGAGAAAGAGAGAGAGAGAGAGACAGAAAGAGAGAGAGAGAGAGAGAGAGAGAGAGAGAGAGAGAGAGAGAGGAAAGGAGAGAAAGAUUCUGGAAUUUGAAUCUUCCCAAAGAGGAGACACCCAGCAAACUCAGUUGAUUAAACACCAAGCAGACAGAUCAGAUCCCACUCUUCUGUGCAACGGGAGAGGUCUUUCCUCUGUAGUCCUUAGAGGUGGGGUAUGGGCAGGACCAUCUCUGGCUGCCACCAUGAAGCCUGAUUCUGCUUCCGCUCUGCUCUGGACCCUGCUCCACCGGAGUACUCAGCCGCAAGCUGCUCCUCUUCUCCCAGCCUGCUGCUACUAGGCGGUAGAAUCUCAGGACUGGUCCUUGGCCUGGAUCUGCUUUUCACCUGGCUCGUCUCACUGUCCCCUCCCUCCUCCAUCACGGCACCCGGGACUUCAGUCCUGUCCCCAGCCUCCCUGGCCGGGGCAUUUGGGGCUCUGCUGGGAGGAGCUCAUUGCUAAAAGUUUGUUCCGAUUCUGGGCUCCUUCUCCUCCUAGAAACAAGGCCUCCGGAUCCACAUGGAUAGCUGAGAUCUUUUCUUGGAGAAAGAUACUUGGUCCUCACUUCAAUCCCUCACUUCCCACCUGACAUUCCCCUGUCACUUUUCCUCUGCCUUUUUAUUGGAUUGCUUGCUGGUGUAUCCCUCUCUCUCCUUACUCACUCUCCCAGCAUUCUUGUGUGUUCGUCUUUCCUCCUGUGUAUCCUCGGCUGGAUCCCACCCCACCACCCAACUCUGUCUUGUCUUCCUCUCUCCUUUCCAUCACCAAAGCCCUUUUCUGAGAGCCUGUCCACUCGGCAGGGCCGUGGCCCAACAGCCACCAUGAGCUUCACCCUGCAUUCGGUUUUCUUCACGUUGAAGGUGAGCCUCUUGCUGGGAUCCCUGGUGGGGCUCUGCUUGGGCCUUGAGUUCAUGGGUCUACCCAACCAGUGGGCCCGCUACCUCCGCUGGGAUGCAAGCACACGCAGCGACCUGAGCUUCCAGUUCAAGACCAACGUCUCCACGGGGCUGCUGCUGUACUUGGAUGACGGCGGCGUCUGUGACUUCCUCUGCCUCUCGCUCGUGGAUGGCCGCGUCCAGCUCCGUUUCAGCAUGGACUGCGCCGAGACCUCCGUGUUGUCCAACAAGCGAGUGAAUGACAGCAGCUGGCACUUCCUGAUGGUGAGCCGUGACCGCCUGCGCACGGUGCUGGUGAUUGACGGCGAGGGCCAGUCUGGGGAGCUGCAGCCCCAAAGGCCCUACAUGGAUGUAGUCAGUGACCUAUUCCUUGGUGGGGUCCCAGCUGACAUUCGGCCUUCUGCACUGACCCUGGAUGGAGUACAAGCCAUGCCCGGCUUCAGAGGAUUAAUGUUGGAUCUCAAAUAUGGCAACUCGGAGCCUAGACUUUUAGGGAGCCAAGGCGUCCAGUUGGAAGCAGAGGGACCCUGUGGUGAGCGCCCCUGUGAAAACGGUGGGAUCUGCUUCCUCCUGGAUGGCCACCCCACCUGCGACUGUUCCACCACUGGCUAUGGAGGCACUCUCUGCUCAGAAGAUGCCAGUCAAGGUCCAGGCCUCUCCCACCUCAUGAUGAGUGAACAAGCUCGAGAGGAAAACGUGGCCACAUUCCGAGGCUCGGAGUACCUGUGCUACGACCUUUCUCAGAACCCGAUCCAGAGCAGCAGCGAUGAAAUCACCCUCUCCUUUAAGACCUGGCAGCGCAAUGGGCUCAUCUUGCACACUGGCAAGUCGGCCGACUAUGUCAACCUGGCUCUGAAGGAUGGUGCGGUCUCCUUGGUCAUUAACCUGGGGUCCGGGGCCUUUGAGGCCAUUGUGGAGCCAGUAAAUGGAAAAUUCAACGACAACGCCUGGCAUGAUGUCAAAGUGACUCGCAACCUCCGGCAGGUGACAAUCUCUGUGGAUGGCAUCCUUACCACAACAGGCUACACUCAAGAGGACUACACCAUGUUGGGCUCAGAUGAUUUCUUCUAUGUCGGAGGAAGCCCAAGCACUGCAGACCUGCCAGGAUCACCUGUGAGCAACAACUUCAUGGGCUGCCUUAAGGAGGUUGUUUAUAAGAAUAAUGACAUCCGUCUGGAGCUGUCUCGCUUGGCCCGGAUUGGGGACACCAAGAUGAAAAUCUAUGGUGAAGUUGUGUUUAAGUGUGAGAAUGUGGCCACUCUGGACCCCAUAAACUUUGAGACCCCAGAGGCUUACAUUAGCUUGCCCAAGUGGAACACCAAGCGCAUGGGCUCCAUCUCUUUCGAUUUCCGCACCACCGAACCCAAUGGCCUGAUCCUCUUCACGCACGGGAAGCCCCAAGAGAGGAAGGAUGCUCGGAGCCAAAAAAACACCAAAGUAGACUUCUUCGCUGUGGAACUUCUGGAUGGCAACCUAUACUUACUGCUGGACAUGGGCUCAGGCACCAUCAAAGUGAAGGCCACGCAGAAGAAAGCCAAUGAUGGGGAAUGGUACCAUGUGGACAUUCAGCGGGACGGCAGAUCAGGUACCAUAUCCGUGAACAGCAGGCGCACGCCCUUCACCGCCAGUGGGGAGAGCGAGAUCCUGGACCUGGAGGGGGACAUGUACCUAGGCGGCCUGCCCGAGAACCGAGCCGGCCUCAUUCUGCCCACCGAGCUCUGGACGGCCAUGCUCAACUACGGCUACGUGGGCUGCAUCCGCGACCUGUUCAUCGACGGGCGCAGCAAGAACAUCCGGCAGCUGGCCGAGAUGCAGAACGCAGCGGGCGUCAAGUCCUCCUGCUCGCGCGUGAGCGCCAAGCAGUGCGACAGCUACCCCUGCAAGAACAACGCGGUGUGCAAGGACGGCUGGAACCGCUUCAUCUGCGACUGCACGGGCACCGGCUACUGGGGCAGGACCUGCGAGCGAGAGGCAUCCAUCCUGAGCUAUGACGGCAGCAUGUAUAUGAAGAUCAUCAUGCCCAUGGUGAUGCACACUGAGGCAGAGGAUGUGUCCUUCCGCUUCAUGUCUCAGAGAGCCUAUGGGCUUCUGGUGGCCACUACUUCCAGGGAUUCUGCUGAUACUCUGCGUCUGGAGCUGGAUGGUGGGCGCGUCAAGCUCAUGGUUAACUUAGACUGUAUCAGGAUAAACUGUAACUCCAGCAAAGGACCCGAGACCCUGUAUGCAGGGCAGAAGCUCAAUGACAACGAAUGGCACACCGUUCGGGUGGUGCGGAGGGGGAAAAGCCUUAAGUUAACGGUGGAUGAUGACGUGGCCGAAGGUACGAUGGUGGGAGACCAUACCCGCCUGGAGUUCCACAACAUUGAAACAGGCAUCAUGACAGAGAAGCGUUACAUCUCUGUUGUCCCCUCCAGUUUCAUUGGCCACCUGCAGAGCCUCAUGUUUAAUGGUCUGCUCUACAUUGACUUGUGCAAGAAUGGUGACAUUGACUACUGUGAGCUGAAGGCUCGUUUUGGGCUGAGGAACAUCAUUGCUGAUCCUGUUACCUUCAAGACCAAGAGCAGCUACCUGAGCCUCGCCACCCUGCAGGCCUAUACCUCCAUGCACCUCUUCUUCCAGUUCAAGACCACUUCGGCCGAUGGCUUCAUUCUCUUCAAUAGCGGUGACGGCAAUGACUUCAUUGCGGUUGAGCUAGUCAAGGGGUAUAUACACUAUGUGUUUGACCUUGGAAAUGGCCCCAAUGUGAUCAAAGGCAACAGUGACCGUCCUCUGAACGACAACCAGUGGCACAAUGUUGUCAUCACUCGAGACAACAGUAAUACCCACAGCUUGAAAGUGGAUACCAAGGUGGUCACUCAGGUCAUCAAUGGUGCCAAAAACCUGGAUUUGAAAGGUGACCUCUACAUGGCUGGCCUGGCCCAAGGCAUGUACAGCAAUCUCCCAAAGCUUGUGGCCUCCCGGGAUGGCUUCCAGGGAUGCCUGGCCUCAGUGGACUUGAAUGGACGCCUGCCUGACCUCAUCAAUGAUGCUCUCCACCGCAGUGGGCAGAUCGAGCGAGGCUGUGAAGUUGCGUUGACCAAAGCUGACCUGCAAGGACCCAGUACCACCUGCCAGGAGGAUUCAUGUGCCAACCAAGGGGUUUGCAUGCAGCAGUGGGAGGGCUUCACCUGUGACUGCUCUAUGACAUCAUAUUCUGGAAACCAGUGCAAUGAUCCUGGCGCUACGUACAUCUUUGGGAAAAGCGGUGGUCUCAUCCUCUACACCUGGCCGGCCAAUGACAGGCCCAGCACACGCUCAGACCGCCUGGCCGUGGGCUUCAGCACCACGGUGAAGGAUGGCAUCUUAGUCCGCAUAGACAGCGCCCCAGGACUUGGAGACUUCCUCCAGCUUCAUAUAGAACAAGGGAAAAUUGGAGUCGUCUUCAAUAUUGGUACAGUUGACAUCUCCAUCAAAGAAGAGAGGACCCCCGUCAAUGACGGCAAAUACCACGUGGUGCGCUUCACCAGGAAUGGUGGCAAUGCCACUCUCCAGGUGGACAACUGGCCAGUGAAUGAGCACUAUCCCACAGGCAACACUGAUAAUGAACGCUUCCAAAUGGUAAAACAGAAAAUCCCCUUCAAAUAUAACCGGCCCGUAGAGGAGUGGCUGCAGGAAAAAGGCCGGCAGUUAACCAUCUUCAACACCCAGGCGCAAAUUGCCAUCGGUGGGAAGGACAAAGGGCGCCUCUUCCAAGGCCAACUCUCUGGGCUCUAUUAUGAUGGUUUGAAAGUACUCAACAUGGCAGCUGAGAACAACCCUAAUAUUAAAAUCAAUGGAAGUGUCCGGCUAGUGGGAGAAGUCCCAUCCAUCCUUGGAACCACGCAGACGACCUCCAUGCCUCCAGAAAUGUCUACCACUGUCAUGGAAACCACCACAACAAUGGCUACUACCACCACCCGCAAGAACCGCUCUACAGCCAGCAUUCAGCCAACAUCAGAUGACCUUGUUUCGUCUGCUGAAUGUUCAAGUGAUGACGAAGACUUCGUUGAAUGUGAGCCGAGUACAGGUAGGUCAGGAGGUGAAUUAGUUAUCCCUCUUCUUGUAGAAGACCCUUUAGUUACCCCUCCUAUUGCUACUCGUGUUCCUUCCAUUACACUCCCCCCUACCUUCCGCCCCCUCCUCACCAUUAUUGAGACCACCAAAGAUUCCCUGUCCAUGACCUCUGAGGCGGGGUUACCUUGCUUGUCGGACCAAGGCAGCGAUGGUUGUGAUGAUGAUGGCUUGGUGAUAUCUGGGUAUGGCUCAGGGGAAACCUUUGACUCUAACCUGCCCCCUACUGAUGAUGAAGAUUUUUACACCACCUUCUCCUUGGUAACAGAUAAGAGUCUUUCCACUUCAAUCUUCGAAGGUGGCUACAAAGCUCAUGCGCCCAAGUGGGAAUCCAAGGACUUUAGACCUAACAAAGUCUCGGAAACUAGUAGGACUACUGCCACAUCUCUGUCCCCUGAGCUGAUCCGCUUCACGGCUUCCUCCUCGUCUGGGAUGGUACCCAAAUUGCCAGCCGGCAACAUGAAUAACCGUGAUUUCAAACCCCAGCCUGAUAUAGUCUUGCUCCCGUUGCCCACUGCCUAUGAGCUAGACAGCACCAAACUGAAGAGCCCACUAAUUACUUCCCCCAUGUUCCGUAAUGUGCCCACAGCAAACCCCACGGAGCCGGGAAUCAGACGGGUCCCGGGGGCCUCAGAGGUGAUCCGGGAGUCCAGCAGUACCACAGGGAUGGUCGUCGGCAUUGUGGCUGCUGCCGCCCUCUGCAUCUUGAUCCUCCUGUACGCCAUGUACAAGUACAGGAACAGGGACGAGGGCUCCUACCAGGUGGACGAGACGCGGAACUACAUCAGCAACUCGGCCCAGAGCAACGGCGCGCUGGUGAAGGAGAAGCAGGCCAGCUCCAAGGGCGGCCACAAGAAGCAGAAAAACAAGGACAGGGAGUACUACGUGUAAACGCGCUGAUGCGCCCGACGCACCUGAGCACCUUGACCUUGGGAUGGGACAGCCGUCCGAACUGCUCUAAACCGCCACACGGGGUGGACAUGCCAUGACGUACGGUGGGAAAACCAUUUUUACAAGGACACACCCACACCCACACUACACACACACACAUACAAACACACACACACACACACACACACAUACAAUGACGCAUCUCUGCGUAAACAUCAUGCAUGGGUCGAUGUUGCAGGCACGGCCCGGAGACAGAAAGUUCUAUCUGCCCAGCUGUAUUAUAAAAGCACACACACUUAGACGCCUGGAGCAGUUCCCUGGACGUGGAAGCUUCUUUGUUUCUCUCUCCAGGACCUUCUGCGAAGGGUAAAAAAGACUCUGUGGCUUACUUGUUCCAUAACUCCAAGUGAGUCUGUAAUGAUGUUUGUGAAGCCUGACUGUAAUGAUGUCUUUUAUUUUUUUUUGUUUAAUUAUGUAAAAAAAAUACACACACACACACACACCAAAAAAACAAAAACAAAAAAAAAAUGAGAAAAGAAAAUGCUUAAAAAAUAUACCAAAAAAAAAAAAAAAUACCCACCUUUAUCUGAUUCUGGCCAGUGUGCGUGUAACUUUUCAAGAUCUGAGGGGAAAAUGGCUAUUGGGUUUUAGUUUAUUUUUUUGACAAUGACUGGACAUAAGAAGAAGAUAACAAUUACUCGGAACACAAAAAGUGUGAGAGACUAUUGGCAUAUGAACUCAAAAGCUAGCAUGGUGUUCACUCCACUUAAUAGGUUGUGAUGUCUGUAGGAUCUGUUGUUUGUUCCUGUCAGAUGCUCUGAUGGACACACAGCAAAACCCAUGCAGUAGAUGGUGAUAUGACGUGAAAAGCUGGUCCCCCAAGAUCUACUUUCUAGUAUUGGCCACCCACACCUCAAACAGAUGGGUUUUGGGCUGGUUUUUAUCUGAGCUAUUGGCUUUACUUACUAAUCUCGUUCCUGUCCAUUAACCCAAAUUGUGCGCAAGAGAAACGCCCCACAAAUUUUAAAUGACCUUUCCUGAGAAAGGGAAAGGGGGGUGGGCUGGAUCUGUAAUUGGUUGACAUGCAUGCAAACCAAAUAAACGAAAAAAAAGAACAAAUGACAAUACUAGUCUGUUGAACAGUCAUAACAGACAGGAGGGGAGUUCAACUUGUGCUGGAACCGCAAAAGGUCACACAAGCCAAACACUCAUGACAGACUGAAAUACAUUGUUCUUUCCCGCCCCGCCCCCACACCUAACAUGGAAACGGUUUUCAUAGUGGUCUAAUUUUGUAGCUGAUGUGAAUAACUCUAUCUUUCCAUCUGCUCACUUCUCCCUUCGCCCAUCUUUUUUAAAACAAGUAAUUGAAUAAAGCUGCUGUGACACACAACAAAGGAAUUUAAUAGUAUAAUAUAUAUAAAUAAAUAUAUAUAUACAGAUAUAUUUAUCAUGGUAUGCUUGAUGGGAUGACUGACACAGGAAUCUGUUAAAGUCUUGAAGUGGAAGAGAAUGUUAUUUUAAAAGAAAAUAACAAAACAACAAAAAAGUAAACCUUCAAAUGUGAAGAAAGUGUGAGUUUUCGUUUUGUCACAGUUAACUGUGAAGAAGAGAAUUUAAACAAAAAAAAAUCUUCUCAGAUUUUGUUUACAUAUUUUACUACAUUUUUGCUGGUAUAAUUCCUUAGUCACCUAUGUACAUACCGCUUUAAGAACUGUUAUUUCCUGUUUCUCUGUUUAUUUCGUUUGCUUUGUAUUCAAGUUGUCUUUUUGUCUUCUUUUUUUUUUUGUAAAGAGGAAACAAUGUACAGAAUAAUAAUAAACUGGUUUUGUGGCCAUAACUAUUCUAAAAGCAAGAAGACAAAGCAAGACAAAUAUUCACACAGAAAUGAAGUGUGUCGUCUGGAGGGUCAGAUAUAUACAAUUUCUUUUGUACAGAUGAGAAACAGUCAGCUGUUUAGAUUUAGAAAUCUACUCUUGCUGGUCUUUGUAAGUUGCAUGGAUAUUUGACUUUGAAAAUAAAAGUAUCUUAAAGACACGGGGCAAAAGGCACAAUCUAAACAAUGGUUGCCUUUACUAAUGUGUAUGGAAAGAGGUGUUCCUCCUUAUGAUAUUUCAGUGUGUUAAGAUUUUUUUUAAUUUUUUUGUUGUCAUUAAAAAGACAGGAUUAUACAAAAGAUAUUAAAGCACGAUUUAGGUAAAUGGCCCAGCCUAUAUGAAGUUGAUUAUAUCUCGAUGUCUGUAAAAGAUUGCUGUUCCUGGAGUCUUGAUGUUUUGUGAGCUGGUUUUUUGCUUUAUUUCUUUAUACAUUUUUAUUUGAGUAAAGACACAUUUGUUAUAUUCCUUUUAGUGUAAGUUUCUAUUUGGAUAAUUUUAUGGGAACACGUGCAUUCUGUAUGUGAGCUUUAUCAUAUUCCUGUUGUUUUAUUAGCUGAGCCUAAAGGAAUUUAUUUUAUGAUGUUGUGACGUUACGGCUUUUUCUUUUUCCUUUCUCUUUUGUUUCAUAUUUGCAUUUUCGUUCAAGGAUAUGCUUAGCAAUAAAAUGUUCUUCCCAAAACCUUG
This is a messenger RNA of Jaculus jaculus (lesser Egyptian jerboa), 8700 nucleotides long. It is a transcript of the gene Nrxn3, whose product is annotated as neurexin 3. The record is from RefSeq and is a predicted model, not a curated record. The transcript is spliced from 22 exons. NCBI's taxonomy places the organism in Eukaryota, Metazoa, Chordata, Mammalia, Rodentia, Dipodidae. Bases 1088 to 6142 code for a protein of 1684 amino acids.